Fukomys damarensis (Damara mole-rat) is the source of this 3097-nucleotide messenger RNA. RefSeq names its product ectonucleoside triphosphate diphosphohydrolase 7 (gene Entpd7). Lineage: Eukaryota; Metazoa; Chordata; Mammalia; Rodentia; Bathyergidae. Gene Ontology annotation, cellular component: membrane. The transcript has 13 exons. Gene Ontology annotation, biological process: nucleoside diphosphate catabolic process. The record is from RefSeq and is a predicted model, not a curated record. The coding region runs from base 205 to 2019 and encodes 604 amino acids. Gene Ontology annotation, molecular function: nucleoside diphosphate phosphatase activity.
GACGUGGCGCAGCCGCAAGCCCGGCCUUUCUUCCGGCUGAGCUGGAGGCAGUGUGUACAGCUCUGGAACCAGCCAAGCGGGACUGAGGGACCGGCAGCCGCUCAAUCCUGUGGUAGAUUUAGGAGAUGCCUGGGACAAGGAGGCCAGCUUCUCCGGGCAAAAGGAAAAGGAGGUGACAAACGUUGAGACCACUGAAGGGAACCCAUGGCUAGGAUCAGUUUUUCUUACCUCUGCCCAGCCUCCUGGUACUUCACUGUUCCCACAGUGAGCCCAUUUCUCCGUCAGCGGGUGGCAUUCCUGGGAGUGUUCUUCAUAUCCUGUCUCCUUUUGCUUAUGUUAAUCAUGGACUUUGGACAUUGGGGUGCUUCGUUACCAAGCGAUAGGCUAUAUGAAAGGUAUUUGGCUCGGGUAGGGGAGCUUGAAGCUACUGACACGGAAGACCCAAGUCUGAAUUAUGGCCUCGUGAUAGACUGUGGUAGCAGUGGCUCCAGGAUUUUUGUUUAUUUCUGGCCAAGGCAUAAUGGGAACCCUCACGACUUGCUGGACAUCAAACAGAUGAGAGACCGCAACAGCCAACCUGUGGUUAAAAAAAUCAAACCAGGAAUCUCUGCAAUGUCAGACACUCCAGAACAUGCCAGUGAUUACCUUCGUCCUCUUCUGAGCUUUGCCGCUGCUCAUGUGCCUGUGAAGAAGCACAAGGAGACGCCCCUUUAUAUCCUCUGCACUGCAGGCAUGAGGCUUCUUCCUGAGAGGAAGCAGUUGGCUAUCUUGGCUGACUUAGUGAAAGAUUUACCUUUGGAGUUUGACUUCCUCUUUUCUCAGUCUCAGGCAGAAGUGAUCUCUGGGAAGCAAGAAGGGGUUUAUGCAUGGAUUGGUAUCAACUUUGUUUUAGGAAGAUUUGACCAUGAGGAUGAAUCAGAUGCUGAGAGUUCCCAGGAAUCAGCCAUAGGACGCCGAAGGACUGUGGGGAUACUGGAUAUGGGAGGAGCCUCUCUCCAAAUUGCUUAUGAAGUUCCUACCUCAACCUCUGCUCUUCCUCCAAAACAGGAAGAAGCUGCCAAGAUCUUACUGGCUGAGUUCAACCUGGGCUGUGAUGUACAACACACUGAACAUGUGUAUAGGGUUUAUGUCACAACCUUUCUGGGUUUUGGAGGCAACUUUGCCCGGCAGCGCUAUGAAGAUCUUGUGCUGAAUGAAACUCUUAACAAAAACAGAUUGCUGGGCCAGAAGACAGGCUUGAGUCCUGACAAUCCAUUUCUGGACCCCUGCCUGCCUGUGGGACUGACAGAUGUGGUGGAGAGAAACAGCCAAGUCCUGCAUAUCCGAGGAAAGGGAGACUGGGCAACUUGUGGGAUGAUGCUGAGCCCCCUGCUGGCCCGCUCCAACACCAGCCAGGCCUCACUGAACGGCAUUUACCAAUCGCCAAUUGACUUUAACAACAGCGAGUUCUAUGGCUUCUCAGAGUUUUUUUACUGUACAGAGGAUGUGUUGCGCAUAGGUGGCCACUACCAUGGGCCAACAUUUGCGAAGGCUGCUCAGGAUUACUGUGGCAUGGCCUGGUCAGUACUAACUCAGAGAUUCAGAAAUGGCCUCUUUUCUUCACAUGCGGAUGAACAUCGACUCAAGUAUCAGUGUUUUAAGUCAGCUUGGAUGUACCAAGUCCUACAUGAAGGAUUCCACUUUCCCUAUGACUACCCAAACCUGCGGACAGCCCAGCUGGUGUAUGACCGAGAAGUUCAGUGGACACUGGGAGCGAUUCUCUAUAAAACUCGAUUCUUACCACUCAGGGAUCUUCGACAGGAAGGUGUCCGACAAGUUCAUGGUAACUGGUUCCGUCUCUCCUUUGUGUACAACCAUUACCUAUUUUUUGCCUGUAUCCUGGUGGUGCUACUGGCCAUCAUCCUGUACCUUCUGCGGCUCCGCCGAAUUCACCGCCGACAAACUCGAGCCUCAGCUCCCCUGGACUUGCUGUGGAUUGAAGAGGUGGUGCCAAUGAUUGGGGUACAGGUUGGACCAUGAGGCGGGACCAGAACUGAAGAAACUGAAGUAUCCCAGAAUUGCUGCUCAUUGAAUUCCUCCAUUUUUUUCUUUUGUACUGGCCUCAGAUGCUGCUUUGGCCUUGGAAUUUCUACUUUAAUUUCCAUUUUAAUUCCUUAGUGCCCAGGUCCUCUUCUCAGAGAGAAACUAUAAUUUAUUCUGUGAGGAAUUAAAUGAUGAGGAUUGGUGCUAACAGAGGUAACCAAGAUUAGUCCAAUUGAAGCAUGCUUCUAUAUUUCAGAGAUCUGGUGUAUUCCUGGGAUUUAGCAAUCCCCCUUGCUAAAGCAUCAAGUUUGGCAUUUGGCAUAGUGGAAGCCUGAUUGAAACCAAACUUGAAGCAUCAGAUCUAAAACCAGACAUACUAGCAAGUGCAGCAGCCCCUUCUUUCUCUGUAACAGAGAUAUCAUUUUGUGGACAUCCACAGCCUUUAAUAGGGAUCCAAGAUCUUUGCAGUUCAAUGGACCAUAUAGGAAUUUCCAAGCAACCAAAAUGACACAACUUCCUUGCUUACUUGACAAAGAAGCUGUUGUGGGUAUGAUCUAAGACCCUUGGCAGUGUUGGUGUUGGUAUAUUGUAAAAGGUUUAGAACCCUUUAUAAAUGGGUGGUCCAUUACAGUCUUACAAUAUUUUAUCUUAUGCCUCGUCUGACUACGCAGGAAAUGUUUUCAUGUCUAGGUGCUUCACAGGCUGUUUGGGCAUUAAUUUUGCUUUUUGAGCCUUAAGUGUGCUUCUAGGAUAGAGAAACUAUUAUAUUUGUAUGGUUUCAAAAACCUGUCAUGUAGGCAUAUUUUUAUGUACAGCUUCAAAGAGAGUUCCUUUAUUUCAUUGCUAAGAUCAGUAUGUAGUUUGGGAAAGGAUGUAUUUGGUUUGUUUGACAAGAACAGUGUCAAGAGAGUGGACAAAAGCAUAUAAUGAAAGCUUUAAAAAAAUCUUUUUCUUAAUUUCUGAUUCUUAGAAUGUCUAAAAGACAGCAAAUGCUAAACUUUGGAAUAAAUAGAUAAAUUUCCUAAGAAGCCACCUGGCAACUUCCAGAACAUGUAUUAAAAGAUUGCUCAGUCAC